AACUGUGAAUCCUGCCCCUCUUCCAUCACUCAUCUAAAGGGGAGUAUCUGGGCAUUGCAAGCCCUCUAUUCAGUUAUGACGGAGCCUCGCGCCCGUGCUGCCCGCCAUAAGGGGCAGCAGAAUUUCGCUCCUGAUCUCAAGGCAUUACUUUUCGCAUACGGAGAUGAUAGGGAGCCGCUUCCUGAGACAGUCAAAGUUCUCGAUGAGAUUGUGACAGACUACAUUAUUGAAACAUGCCAUGAAGCGGCAUUAUCUGCUUCGUACAGCAGGCGCGCGAAGAUCAAGGUUGAUGACUUCAAGUUUGCGCUCCGCAGAGACCCUCAGAAGCUAGGCCGUGUUCAGGAGCUCUUGACGAUGGACAAGGUCUUGAAACAAGCUCGGAGGCAGUUCGAUGAGAAGGAUGAUCAGGUCGAAAUUGCGAAGAUGGAGGCAAAAGAACAAGAAAAGGAGGACAAGCAAAAGGACAAGACCGAGAGCAAAUAAGCUGGAGCGAGCCUUUUCGGAUCCAAAGGAUGCUGGAGCUGGGCUCUUAUCUUACAUCAUAUGCAUCAUUUUGGCGUUUGAGACUCGUUUACGUGGAUACAACGGUAGUAUGGCACAUGGGACGGCGUUAAAUUUUGAAAUUAAUGGUGGUCAUAAACUUGAAUUUGAUUUCUACACACUCAGACGCCAAACAAUGAGCUAGGAGAAAUUGUAGCCUAUAUAAUAGCCACCUCAAUACACAGUAACUUUUUCCGCCUUUUA
Molecule: messenger RNA, 744 nt
Organism: Xylona heveae TC161
Lineage: Eukaryota; Fungi; Ascomycota; Xylonomycetes; Xylonales; Xylonaceae
Product: TFIID-18kDa-domain-containing protein
Exons: 3
Coding region: 76-483 (135 amino acids)
Biological process (GO): transcription by RNA polymerase II; RNA polymerase II preinitiation complex assembly
Cellular component (GO): transcription factor TFIID complex
Molecular function (GO): protein heterodimerization activity
Source: RefSeq, a predicted model, not a curated record